Daldinia caldariorum is the source of this 795-nucleotide messenger RNA. RefSeq lists its product as uncharacterized. The coding region runs from base 226 to 414 and encodes 62 amino acids. NCBI's taxonomy places the organism in Eukaryota, Fungi, Ascomycota, Sordariomycetes, Xylariales, Hypoxylaceae. The record is from RefSeq and is a predicted model, not a curated record. The transcript has a single exon.
UUUCUUAACGAAGAUUAUAGCGUCUCUACCAGAGCAUCUGGAUCCUUGGAUUUUUUCACAAUUGUAACUAUGCGAGAACUGCAACUUCAUAUCAUAUCAUAUACCCAAACACGAUGCGGCCGGUGCAGCACGAACCUCGCCGGUACCCCAUUUGAGUGAUAUUCACUGCUGUUCGAUAUAUAUAUCUAGCUUAUAUAUACCAUCUACCAAAAAAAACUGGCGAAGAUGUUUGAAUAUCUAUUGCGAAGCAUUUGGAGGCAUACUCUCGUCAUUAUCGUCAUUAUAGUCAUUAUCAUCACCAUCACCAUUUUGGAUAUGUGGAAGGGGGAGAGUUGUGUCUUGAUAUUCUACUGUCCCAUUGUCGAUAUGUUUGCCUGGGUGGCAGGCAAGCGGUUUAGCCGUUUAGCAAUUUAGCAGUUUAGGUAGUGACGGAAUAACGUCAAAAGCAAUCGGUUGAAGUUUGAAAUCCUUCAGGCAUUUGGGCGUGGCGUUAACGCCGUCUGGGAGGAGGCAAGAGCGUUGAAUUUAUGAUAUUUCUGCCUAAGACGUGUAUUUCUUCUUACUGCAUUAGCUGAGUAUUGUCAUGAGUGUCAUACGUUAAUAACAAUAGUAUCGAAGUAACCGAGGCAAGUAAACCUCAAAACGUGUAAGAGUCGGACUUUUAGAAUUGGCUAAUAGAAAUGGCGCAAUGGAUUAUGUAUUUGUCAGGUUAGAAGGUGCACUGUUGCAUUAAAUCCGAAUAGUGAUUAAUGCCGAGAUAGCAAUAGCGCUAAGUUUAUAGCAAUGCAACUACCA